Gastrolobium bilobum is the source of this 345-nucleotide messenger RNA. RefSeq lists its product as uncharacterized. The record is from RefSeq and is a predicted model, not a curated record. The coding region runs from base 1 to 345 and encodes 114 amino acids. NCBI's taxonomy places the organism in Eukaryota, Viridiplantae, Streptophyta, Magnoliopsida, Fabales, Fabaceae. The transcript has a single exon.
AUGGCUGCUCCUGCUCCAGUUGCUAUAGGCACAAGGGGCACAAUUGGAUCUCUAGUCAGGAAGGAAAUUGAAUACUUCGCCAAGUUUGAGUUAGAAAAACGAGGGAAUUCACAGAAGCCUCAGCCACACUUUGUGGACAUGGUUUCUAGCAGAGGCUAUUCCACGUCCAGGCCAGGUUUCUGGUUCUUGUUAAUGACAGGGAAGAAGAGGAAGCCAAGAGGUACAAAUGGGUUUCUCCCAAAAAUAUGUUCUGUUGCAGAAGUAGCAGAAAACAAUCAAUUGAAAAGGAUUCCUGGUUAUAGCUACAGGAUCCUCAAGGAUGACAUCAACAACCUUCAGCUCUAA